AUGGGGAUGCAACCCCAAACGGCAGAUACAAGACCCUUUUCCCCAACCAUCCGGCUCGGCCUCGUGGCCACCAUCCGGGACCUGGCCAAGGAGACGUUCAAGAAGCUGGACGGGGCCAAGGGCUGCCCGCGCGGCCGGAAGCGGGACUCCGUCUACGCCGCCUGCCUCUACAUCGCCUGCCGCAACCUCGGCAUGCCGCGCACGUACAAGGAGCUCGCCUCCGUCACUGCCGGGGGCGUGGCUGCCAAGAAGGACGUCGGCAAGAUGACGACGCACAUCAAGAAGCUCCUCGGGGAGGACUGCCAGGUGAUGGACAUCGGCGUCGUCAGCGCCUCCGACUACCUGCGCCGCUUCUGCUCCCGGCUCGGCCUGGGCAACCAGGAGGUGCGCGACGCACAGGACGCCGUGCGGAGGGUCGAGGAAGGCCUCGACGUGCGCCGCAACCCGGAGUCCGUCGCCGCCGCCAUCAUCUACAUGGUCGUGCAGCGUGCCGGCGCCGGCAGGUCGGCCAAGGACGUGUCCGUCGCCACCGGCGUCGCCGAGGGCACCAUCAAGGAGGUGCACAAGGACCUCACCCCGCACGCCCAGAUGCUCUUCGGCUGAGCCUGAGCGCCCACGACAUUAACGCUUCUUGAUCCUUUGCUGUUUGGCAGGUCCUUGGCACAUGCAUGCAUGCAUGUUUGCCAUGUCCACAAUUCCAAACGUGUGCUGUUCUUGGCAACUAUCUUAGUCUUGGGCAUGUGAAGUUUGUGUUGGACUCCGUUUCUAAGUGCUGAAUCAUGUCAUUCGUGAAUGAAUUUGUGCUUAGUUCGUUUGAUCCGAUUAAACUCAUGAACCGAGGUCUCAGACACGGUUGCCAAGUACGCUACUCGUGAAUUAUAAUGGUCUCAUGAACGUGAGGCUAAUAAGGGCUCGACAUUUUUCGCCGAAAAUUCACCCAUUACAAUGAAGUGAAAAAGGCGGCGACGGUCUUGGAGAAGGGGGUGACGCUUCAAUACCGGCUAGGUUCAAACAAAUUUUGAAAUUUGAAUGAAUCUCGUUGAAAUUGAAACCAGAAUGGCCAGAUUAAAAACUGAAAUAGGUGAUUUCAGAGCAUUUUAGCCCAACAAAAUCCCUAAACCA
Triticum urartu is the source of this 1122-nucleotide messenger RNA. NCBI's taxonomy places the organism in Eukaryota, Viridiplantae, Streptophyta, Magnoliopsida, Poales, Poaceae. The record is from RefSeq and is a predicted model, not a curated record.